Molecule: messenger RNA, 1927 nt
Organism: Capsicum annuum
Lineage: Eukaryota; Viridiplantae; Streptophyta; Magnoliopsida; Solanales; Solanaceae
Product: glycosyltransferase BC10
Exons: 2
Coding region: 535-1656 (373 amino acids)
Cellular component (GO): membrane
Molecular function (GO): glycosyltransferase activity
Source: RefSeq, a predicted model, not a curated record
AUGUCCUAGUUCUUUUCAAAUUGCACGUACUACUACUACUGCUAAUACAGUUUUGCGUAGAGCAAAAGGAAUCCUCCUUAAAACCCCAUGAGUGUCAUAGCAUCAACAUUGGGAACUGUGAAAUACUUUAGAGGUACUUUAAUAAAUUUCAUGAAAUUUUAUUUCCAUUUUUAACCACUCUGUGAAAACAAGAAUCAGUUUUGUUCUUCAAAACCAAACGUCUUUACUUAUUAUAGUGUCUUUUCAUAUUUUCUCUUAUUCAUUUAGUCCAAAAAACAACAGGCAAAUCUUGUGGUUUUAGUUUUUUUCCUUAUUUGUUCUUCCUUUUUUUAAGAUAAAAAAUAAAUAAAUAAAUAAAUAGCACCUUCAUGUCUCUGCAGUCCCUUUAUGAAUAACCCUUAUGGUGUGUUACAUAUUCUUGUCGUAGAAAUUUGGUAAGAUUAAAAAGAUUAGAUUUUUCUCGUCCAAAAGAAAAAUAGAUUUGAGUAGAAUCUUUUGCCCCAUUUUGGUGUGAUUGAAAUUGAGUUUGUGAAUAUGGGGAUCUUUGAGCAUGGCAAAGACAACAAGCCUUUAUCAAUAAAAAUACUUCAGUUUCUGUUGUUGUUUUUAGGUCUAGGAAUUGUUUUUUCAGUUUUAAGUAUGUUUAUGCUUAGAUUUUCAGAAGUGAAGAAUGUAAUCCCUGUGGUACAAUCAAGAAUGCAACCAUGUUUUCAAGAAUUAAAUAGUUUAGAGAAUUGGAUUAGGCCGUCAUUAAACGUGCAUCAUUCUAUGAAUGAUGCUGAGCUGUUUUGGCGAGCUUCGUUUGUUCCUCAAGUGAAACAUUUUCCUUUUAAGAGAAGGGCUAAGAUCGCGUUCAUGUUCUUGACGCGAGGGCCUUUGCCUUUGGCGCCUUUAUGGGACAGGUUUUUCGCGGGGAAUGAAGAGCUUUAUUCAAUUUACAUUCAUAAUUUGCCAUCCUAUCAAUCUGAUUUCCCAAGUUCAUCAGUGUUUUAUGGCAGGCAAAUUCCUAGUCAGGUGGCAGAGUGGGGAAAGAUUAGCAUCAUUGAUGCUGAAAGGCGGCUUCUUGCUAAUGCAUUGCUUGAUAUAUCGAACGAAUGGUUUGUACUCCUAUCUGAGUCAUGCAUUCCUCUCCACAACUUCAGCGUUGUCUAUCGCUACAUAUCAGAAUCCAGGUACAGCUUUGUGAGUUCAUUUGAUGAUCCUAGAUCUGUUGGAAGAGGGCGGUACAAUCAGAAGAUGUUACCUGAGAUUAAAAUCACUCAAUGGCGUAAAGGAUCCCAGUGGUUUGAAGUUGACAGGAAACUAGCUAUUGACAUUAUUAAAGACGAGCUAUACUACCCCAAAUUUAAACAUUUCUGCAAACCAUCGUGCUAUGUCGAUGAGCACUAUUUCCCAACAAUGCUGCACAUCCAAUCUCCUCAUCUCCUGGCAAAUACGAGUCUCACUUGGGUAGACUGGUCUAGAGGCGGUGCUCAUCCUGCUACAUUUGGAAAGGCUGAUGUUACAGAUCAUUUUCUCAAGAGACUUUCGGAAGACCAGAGGUCGUGUGUCAACAAUAACCAGACGACUUCACAUUGUACUCUUUUUGCUCGAAAAUUUUCUCCUAGUACAUUAGAUCCGUUACUAAAACUCUCGUCCAAGUAUCUGGGCUUCUGAAGUUCCAUUACUUAGUGAUCUGAUAUAUUCAAGUAUGACAACAAGCCUUCUGCCACAUUAUUGCUGUUAUUCGGAGUCUACAGAAUAUUAAAGGCCCGAUGAAAUGAUUAACAUUGCCCAUGUUAUACUAAAGAUAUAUCGAUCGAUAUUCCUGAUUAUGAUACAAUAUUAGAUGAAAACCCAGUAUUUCAUAUUUGAGUUGGAUGUCUUCUGUACUGGCAUGUGUAAGCUUUCCGACAUCUAUCACAAUUAAGAUACUCUAUUUGCAGUA